This is a messenger RNA of Paramuricea clavata, 4149 nucleotides long. Lineage: Eukaryota; Metazoa; Cnidaria; Anthozoa; Malacalcyonacea; Plexauridae. The record is from the annotation of a GenBank genome assembly.
AUGAGUUUUGUUGUUGAACUGUUUCGUAAAACUGCUUCGCGUGUUUACAAACGAAAAGGUGAUGAUGACGCGGAACUGCAUCCUUUGCAAGAAGUUUGCGAUAAAUAUUCAAGCUCUUGUUUUGAUUUAUAUCAGGUAAGCUGAUGAAGAGAUCAUUUAUCGUUGAACUUAUAUAUCUACCGUAGUUUUUCUGCUAUAUCUCCGAUAAGUAAAAGCAUUUAGCCCUAUGCAAAACAUCGCCUAUACAGACCCAGUUGUAGGCGUUUUUUGCACGAACGCUUACAAUCAGGGAAAAGUUAUUAAAGUUUAAACCCUUCUCAAGUUAGCAAAUCCACAUUAAUUUUUGCUCUAUUUUUUCAUUCUGUUUCCUCAUAAGUAUGAAUAAAAAGCAACCGUUAUAGCCAAAUAUAGGCCUUGAUUUCGUAAUCAUUGAAGAAGAGGCGUAAUUCAAAGCAAAUGGCUUUAAAAGUUGUUUAACUUGGAGUCUUGGAGUCUCAGUGUCGAGCACAGCACCAGACAUAAUGUACUUACACAGUAAACACUUGAAAUGAUGAUACACGAUCUGCUUGUAAAAUUUUUGCUUUAACGUAUGAAAGGCCUUCUCUGACUUCUCUCGAAGCGUCGAGAUAUGUUUAUUAAAUGUCUUCAAGGUAUAUAGUGAUAUAGUCAUCAUAUGGACAACUUGAUCUAUGACUAUAUGCUUCUACCUAUAUGCAGAGAACCAAUAUCGUUGUUUAGUUCGCUUUCUGGUUUUAAAAUAUUUAUUGGUUCCACCCGUUGAAGGCUGCAGACAGGCAGCCGAAACUCGUGAAAUUAAUAAAUAUUUUAAACCAGAGAACAUCCAAAAAUUUUAAAUGAGUAAUCCUGGUUGCGCCUCAAACGUAACCCUCGUCUAGCUUCAGCGAGUAUCGAGCGCGCAAUUGAGGAGUUCCGUAGAAUCUUGUAAAAGAAAACUUGUAAAGGAAAACUUUCUUUUGUUUACUUGACUUUAUCGUGUGUUCAUUUCCUUUAUACUGCAAAAGUAAGUCUCUUCCUUGGUCAAAGGAAACAUAUAAUUGUUGCGAUCCUUUUUUACUGUAAUCGAAAAUGGCAAAGCGUAGCGUACAUGUGUAGCAAUUUUUGACUAUCAUAAAAGUAACGCUGUACUACUGACAAAUGCUGUAGGACUAUUAAAUAUGAAAUGAUUUAGCUUAGCCUCAGAAGGUACUCCCUUGUCCUUUCAAACCAUGAUACAGAACACUCCCUUCGUGGUGGUAAUAACAAACUUUUAAUAUCCAGGACUAGUCUAGAUGUAGAACAGCCAGAUUUAUAAUUGCUGGAAGUGAAGCUUUCAACAUUUAUAAAUCGUAUUAAUAUAAUUCACUAUGACAUGUAAAUACCACUAUAAAAUGACUAUUUUUAGAGUUGUUUUUGACAUUUUAUCUUCUUAAUCUUGUGCAGUGGCGGAAAUUCACUUUUUCCGGGGGGGGGGGGCAAAGCCUUCUAAAUUUUCGACAAAACUUUCAAAUUUCCGACGUCCCCCCCCCCAUUUGCACUCGAAAAGACUGUUUUUAGCCCUCUUUUAGGUCAAAAUUUCCGAAAAUUCGUCAAUUUUCCGUGAAGGUGGGGGGGAGGGGGCGGCCGCGCCCCACCAAGAUUUCCGCCACUGAUCUUGUAAACCGAUGUAAUUCAGUCUUGGACAAAAUUGGUCUUUUUAAUAAAUCAUAUUUUUUUUUAUUUUUCUUUUCCUGCAAUUAGACGUGAAUAUUUUUCCCAAAAUUAAAAGUGUUAACGUAUUAAGCAAUAUAAAUUAUGCACGCUCAUUAAAUAAAAGCAGAUUGAUUUUGCAUACAUAGGUCAAGGCAAAUUGUUAUGAUACAUUAUUAAUAAUAUGUUCUAUUAUUUACAUUCGCUCUUACUACUAUAUGUAAUUACAAUUUUUAAUAAAUGAACUGUCAGCCUUGUAAUUAUCUGAGCUGCCAAAAUUACAAAACUAAAUAUGCCACAAACUUGACCUCUUUAACAUGACCGUGUGUCACAAUUUGAAUAUUCAAUCACGAGAGAGCUAUCUACUCAAACUGCUGGAGAACUAUUGUUUUUAAUUCUUCAUUAUAGAUACAUUGCGGUUUAAUCUUUACCAAGGUUCAGAUUCUGACUUCCGCGUUUAAUCUAGACAAGUAAAAACGCACAAGUUGUAACAAACCUGCAGAAGACUUGUAGCAAUGCUAUUUCAACAACUUGUCAACAGGAUGUGUUCGCACUGCUUGUUCCCAGCUUGUUGACAAUUUGCUACAAGGUUGUUGGGCUGAACAGACUUGUUACAAGUUGUUCCAAUAAAUUACAAGUUAUUGAAAUGUUCCAACAACUUAAUAGAUAGUAUGAUUAACCAAAUGGAUUAGCUCAUUGAGUUCCAGCGCUCUUUCCUUGACGAGUAAAAUUGGCAGGCGUUAGGCAACUUAGGGUGCAUUGCAGCUUAAGCCCCGUUUACACUACGCUCAAUUUUUGGUACGGCACGGAUAAAAUUGGUACCCGUACCACUUUUUUGGUUCUUGGACUACCUAUUUAGAUAGUCCAAGAACCAAAAAGUGGUACGGUACCAAAAAUUGAGCGUAGUGUAAACGGGGCUUUAGCGAGCUAUUUUAUUAAACGAAGAGCCUCGUGAGAUAGCGAACGGUUAACAUAUUUGUGCAUGGUAUACUACUUCAGGCAUGCAUCAUUGGAGAUGUGGACGCAGUGCGAUGGUACAUAAACGUGGGACACAGAGAUGCCAACAAACCAGACGAGAAUGGUUGUACAGCUUUAUUUUAUACCAUCCAGAAGAACCGUGUGGUGCUGGUUAAAGAUCUUAUCAAUGCGGGAGCUGGUAAGUUUCUCUUAAACAACUUGUCAACAACUUUGUGAAAAUUAUUGUAAUUAAAAUCUUCAAUCUUCAUGCUAAGACAAAUGUUCUCCGGAUCAAGAGAUCUUGAUCUCAAAUGUUCUCCGGAUCAAGAUAUCUUGAUUUGCUCACAAAUGUUCUGAGUAUUGUUCAUUGUUACAACGUCCUAACAAACCUAAUACCACUCCGUUUUUUAAACCUCUGUUAUAAACUGGUAUCAAUUUUAGAGUUUUCUAGGAAAGCUUAGCUAAACAUUCCUUUUUCAAUAAUUUCAGAUGUGAAUUUGAUGGCAAGUUUAGAAGAAGGAGUAAUGGUGACUCCAGUUCAUAUUGCUGCCAAGUACAACAGAUGUGAGUGCUUAACAAUUCUCUUGGAACAUGGCGCUGAUGCUAACAUUGCUAAUUCUUUUGGACAAACACCAUUGCACACUGCUGCCAGAAGAAAACUUAAUGAGAUGGUCAAAGUAAGUAUCUUUGUUUUUUGUAUAGUUCCCAUCAACAGCAACUUGGAUAACUCGCGUGCCUUAUUACUGAGCUUAACCCUACGUAUCUUCUGUUCUGCACAGAUUCUUAUAAAGAAAGGUUUAGCAAAUGUGAACAGUGCAGAUCAUGACAUGGUAACUGCACUACAUCUGGCUGCCACACCUGGAAAUGCCAACGAAAGAAUAAAUGUUGUUAAAACUUUGGUAAGAAAACAAUGAAAAACUAAACUUAAGUCUCGAUGAAAUGAAGAUGAAAGUUGAUGAGAGUUGGGAAGCAAGAGUUUGCAUGAACGUUUUCUCAACUUUCAUGGUUCAUGCCUUAAGCUAGCCUCCCACGAUGAACUCCCUUUGUUAAAAUUUUGGGAUUUCACCACUGAUUUCUAUGCAACGCUUCCAUUAUAGGAGGGUGUUGAUGGGGGUAUUUUUUUACCGUCAGUCGUGAAAACACUAAAAAUUUACCGUGAAGCGUGGGGAAAAAAAAUACUGUUUAUUGUUUUAGAACACUUUUCAAAGAUUUACCUUUAAAAUACCAAAGUUUUACCGUUAAAAUGCCAAAUUUUUUACCGUUUACUGAUUUUCAAACCCCCCAUCUAUAGACCCUCUUAUAGGCAACGAAACGUCUCUGGACGUAGAGGGAUAGCUAUUAGUGUCAUUAGUACAGUUUCUUAUUUUCCUUAUGUAGCUUGAGAACGGUGCGAGUCCAUUUUGUCAAGAUAACGAAGGGAACACGGUCUUUCACGAAGCAGCAGAAAAUGGCGUACAUGACGUGCUGGAAAUAUUGUGCCAACACAGAGGUAAUUCGUCACUUUAA